Molecule: messenger RNA, 1722 nt
Organism: Ectocarpus sp. CCAP 1310/34
Lineage: Eukaryota; Phaeophyceae; Ectocarpales; Ectocarpaceae
Source: the annotation of a GenBank genome assembly
AUGUCCAGCGGCAAUGUGGAACUCCUGGGCGACAAUGUGGAAAUCCUGGAUUACGAACCCGAGGGCGAGGCUCCCACCGCAGAGCAGUUUCCAGCGGCCGGUGCAGGAGACGAGAGCCCCCCCAUGCCCAUGGUAUCCGGCGGAACUGGAGCGGGCCUACAACACCGGACGUGUCUCUCUGGAGGAUAUUGUAGAAGCGGCCCAUCCGUCGUCCGAUUCCCCCCCUUUCGUUCCUCCUUUCUCGCUCUCGCCGGAAGACAAAUUAAUCCCCUUGCCCCACGACGAGUUUGUGGCGUACCAAAGGUUGAACGAGAUGUGGUGCGACGGUCUUGCCGGAUAGCAGAGGCAGAGGCGCGAGAGCAGGCGAAGCGCGAGGACGCGGAGCGCUUGGCGGAACGUGAGACUGCUCUGGCUGCUGCGGCGAGGAAGCAGGAGGAGGAGCGUGCGGCUGUUCUGGCGGAGCGUGAGGCGUUUCUCCAAGCGGCUAGGGCGAAGCAGGGGGCGCUCCGAUCGCGGCUGGAGGAGCUGGAGUCCCGCCACCUGGACCCGCGAGCAGCCCCCGACCCCCGUCGCCGUGUUAUCGUCCCCCCCCCCACGCAAUCCCAGGUGCCCCUUGGUUCCCAUCGUACUACCUCGCCGCACGAGAAGGAGCGGGAGGUGGCGGCUCCUCCGACGAGCGAGAAGGAGCGGGAAAGGACAGCGACUCCGGAGUUUUCGGUGACGUUGGGUCUUCCGGCCGGUGCUGAAGACGGAGCAUCGUUUGCGGCGGCAACCAUGGUGUACAAGUUCCACGUUGGAGAUACAGCGUUCCUGUCCCGCCCGCUGGAGAUGCCUGCAGAAGAUGUAACGUUCCACGAUGAAAAAAAAAUGGCAGCUCUUUUUGCAUGGGCUGGCAUCAAACAACUCGUCCGUGCACAAUUUCCCCCAAAGCACACCGUUGCUUUCGGGCACAUCUACCCACACAUCGCGAAACUUCCGCCUUCUUCGCGGCAGUCCGUCUUCCAGCUUUUGUUUGCUCUCCGCCGUGCCACCAUUAAUAGAGGUCCUCAAGGAACGUCGGUGGUGACACAAGAUGGAGGACUCCAGCUGCCUCUUGCUCGUGCUGCCUCGAAGAACGACUUCAAGCACGAUCUGCUAGCCCCCCGGCAGGCCUCUUCACGCCCUGCGCAUGGUUCUGGAGAGGACAAGGACUACAGUUGGUCGGCGGCUCCUGUGUCCAAGAGCUGGAAGAACCGUUGGGGCGACCGGGAUUCGACGGCCAAGAGCGGGACGGACGACCACCGCCGCUCCACCCAGUCUUCGCGAGGGCACGGCGUCGGAGAUAACAGGCGAGGGCGAGCUGUAGGGAACCAGCCUACCAGGUCUUCGCCGGCGAGUCGCCAUCGCCGGAGCAGGAGUUGGAGUGCAGAACGUCACCAGCGCACUAAUCCUUCGUCUAGGCGUGGGCGCAGCCGGAGCGGAGACCGUCGUGGGAGAAACACGCCUCUGUCUAGGCGUAGCCGCAGCCGGAGCCAGAACCAGGGCGAGGGCAACAGCAGGGCGACCAGCACUGACAGCAGUCGCGGUGGAAAAGGGGGAUGGAGGUCAGGCCACGGUAACAGGCAAGCGAUGUAUGAUCGGGGUGAUUUUCGUGGCUCUGGGUUGUUGGGGGAACCAAGGAUGCUUCAGAAGACGGUUCUCUCUGUUCUUCACCGCUUGUUCUACGCCCUCCCGCUGAUGUAG